This is a messenger RNA of Carica papaya (papaya), 2920 nucleotides long. The record is from RefSeq and is a predicted model, not a curated record. NCBI's taxonomy places the organism in Eukaryota, Viridiplantae, Streptophyta, Magnoliopsida, Brassicales, Caricaceae.
AUAAAGGAGACGUCAACAUGCAGAAUUUUUCCCCUUCUCUAACAAUUUCCCACUUAAGCUUCUUCGUCUUUCAUCUCUAUUAGCCUACCACAAGCCACCUUCUUUUCUGCCUUCUCUCCAUUAUCCUCGCAAAUGAAGAGAACCAACAAAAGAAAUGUCUGCCUCCAAAUCCUUUUUCAUUUCUUCUUCUUCUUCUUCUUCCUCCACAAAUAUCUACCCGUCGUUGCUUUCACCGCUCUGGAUAUUGCCUUGGACUGCGCCUCCCAAACCAACACCACCACUCAGCACCGCAAAUGGGUUGCAGACAACAACUCGACCUUCCUCUUAUUCGACCGCGAUAUCCCCUCAAGCACUUCAAAAUCACUUCAACAAUCUCGUUCUGGGUCAGUUCCAUAUUCUGAUGCCCGAUUCUCCACCUCUAAGUUCACCUAUGUGUUUCCCCUUACAUCAGGCCAAAAAUUCAUUCGCUUGCAUUUCUACCCCACUUCUUACACAAAUAAUGUUGACCUUGCCCUUGACGCUUUCUUCUCUGUCACGGCCGGUCGCUUCACCCUUCUUCGCAAUUUUAGUGCUUCCCUUCAUGCUGCUUAUUUGGGUGACGACAUUGUUAUCAGAGAAUUCUGCAUCAACGUUGAACAAGACCAGGAACUCAGCAUAACUUUCACUCCACUGCCUGGUGCUUACGCCUUUAUCAAUGGAAUUGAAAUCGUUUCCAUGCCUACCAAUUUUUAUUUUACUCCAGCAGGUGAUGAGGGGUUCAAGCUUGUCGGCGGAGUUAACCCAUUCCCGAUUACAAAUGACACAGCGCUCGAGAUGAUGUACCGAGUAAAUGUUGGCAGCAACGCAAUCUCACCUGGAGAUGACACUGGCAUGUACCGUGCCUGGAUACAGGAUGUUGACUACUUGACAGAUGCUAGACCCAGCGCUCUUCCUGCUAAUAAUACAAUUAUUCUCACUUUCUCUGCAAAUACUCAAAAUUAUUCUGCGCCCAGAGCAGUUUAUACCACGGCCAGAACAAUGGGGUUAAACAAGACUAUCAACGAAAACUACAACCUCACGUGGAAGUUUCCUGUAGACUCUGCUUUCAUAUACAUGGUUAGAAUGCAUUUUUGCGAGUUCCAAGGUGAGAUACAAAAAGAGGGAGAUAGGGUUUUUGAGAUCUUUUUAGCGGAUCAAACAGCAGAAACAAUAGCAGACGUGAUUGGUUGGAGUGGUGGAAGUGGGUUUCCAGUGUACAAGGAUUAUGCUGUACAGAUAGGGGCUAGAGGUACCGAAAACAAACAAAAUCUCACCAUUGCCCUGCACCCUGCUCCAGAAUGGAGAACUUCACGUUCUGAUGCAAUCUUGAAUGGAGUUGAAAUCUUUAAACUCAGCAACAAUGGUGAUCUCUCCGCACCCAACCCAGAUGUCCAAAUCAAUACUGGCACAACCAAUACUCCAGAGCCCACAACAAAACCCAAGAAUAACCGCACCACAAUGUUCGCCGUACUUGGUAGUGUAGCAGCAGCCUUCUUUAUACUCUCUCUGCUUGGCUUCUUCAUUUUUCAGCGAAAAAGAAGAACCAGAUAUUCAUACGAAUCAACCGAUGGAGGCUCCUGGUGGCACGGCUUCUCUUAUGCAACCACCAUAAACAAAUCAUCUAAGACUCGCGACGGUUCCUCCUUGCCAUCCGACCUCUGCCGCCAUUUCUCACUUCCCGAGAUCAAAGCCGCCACCAACAACUUCGACGAUGUUUUCAUCAUCGGUGUCGGAGGGUUCGGCAACGUCUACAAAGGGCUCAUCGACGAGAAUGCCACACCGGUUGCCAUCAAGCGUUUGAACCCUGAAUCACAACAGGGGGCUCACGAGUUCAAGACGGAGAUCGAGAUGCUCUCCCUGCUUAGACACAUGCAUUUGGUCUCCCUCAUCGGUUACUGCAACGACGACGGCGAGAUGAUCCUGGUAUACGACUACAUGUCGCGUGGAACUCUUCGUGAUCAUCUCUAUAACUCCGACAACCCUUCUCUUUUCUGGACCCAACGAUUGGAGAUCUGCAUAGGAGCGGCUAGGGGACUGCAUUACCUUCAUACAGGUGCGAAGCAGACAAUAAUUCACCGCGACGUAAAAACGACAAACAUUUUGUUGGAUGAGAAAUGGACAGCGAAGGUAUCGGACUUUGGUUUAUCGAAGGUGGGCCCUACGAACCCGUCAAGGACCCACGUCAGCACCGUCGUGAAAGGAAGUUUGGGGUAUUUAGACCCAGAGUAUUAUAGACGGCAGCAAUUGACGGAAAAAUCAGACGUCUACUCAUUUGGUGUUGUUUUAUUAGAAACGCUUUCUGCAAGACCUCCGAUUCAUCGGACGGCGGAGAAGAAGCAAGUAAGUUUAGCGGCGUGGGCUCAACAAUGCCAACGGAACGGGAGUCUAGAUCAGAUAGUUGAUCCUUUACUAAAGAGGCAAAUCUCAUCGGAGUGCUUCAAACAAUUCACCGAGAUAGCAAUUCGAUGUUUGCAAGACGAGGGAAUUAAACGGCCGUCAAUGGCUGACAUUUUGUGGGGUUUAGAGUUCGCGUUGCAGUUACAAAAGCAGGCGGAGAAGGAUGUGGAGUACAAAUUUAAGGAGGUAGAUCAUGAGGAGAUUCCGAUCAAAGACUACGUGAUUUCGUCUUCGAUGAUGGAGGAUAGCGUUGACCUUUUUAGUAGCAUCGGUGACCAUGUGUUAGAAUCAAGGACAGACAUCUCCAUCAGUACGACAACGAGCGAUGAUAAGAGCUUCUUUAGCAAAUGAAUCAGGGUGAAAAUUUUCUAGACAUACUUUUGAAUUUUCAGGUUUAUGUUCAUAAUAAUAAAUUGUGUUUGCGGGUCGGGCCGGGAUUAAUUCUUGUGCCAGCCUGCUUUGAACCGGACCCAUCCCGUAAAGUCAAUGUUUUAGGUUGCUCCAA